AUGAAGGUAAAAAGGGUCAAACGUGCCAAUCGCAUCUUGACCUUCUUCAAAUACAGCUAUAAAAUUGUACCUCCAUUCAGAGUUUUAGUAGAUGGAACAUUUUGUAAUGCUGCACUUGCGAACAAAAUUAACCUACGUGAGCAGUUGCCGAAAUACUUGAACGGGGAUGUCGAGGUUGUCACUACUAAAUGUGUAUUAGCUGAACUCGAGAAUUUGGGGUCUCCGGUCUAUGGAGCCCUCUUGAUAUGUCGCCAGUUCACAGUAGAUAUGUGCCCCCAUACGCCUCAUCGUUCUCCAACAGAAUGUCUGGCGCACCUCGCUCGUCGCGCUACCACUGGACAUACGAAGUACAUAAUCGCUACCAAUGACGAUUUGCUGUCGGAGAAGUUGCGCUCCAUUGCAGGCACACCCAUUCUGUAUAUCAAAUACAACGCAAUACUUUUAGACCGAGUAUCUGAGAAAUCGAAAACCACUGCGGAAACCUCCAAAAGCGAGAUCGAAAGGGUGAAAGAAAUGAAAGCGGCAGUGCUUGGAGAUGUAGAGAAGAAGAAAAAGAAACGGAAAAUUAAGGGUGCAAAUCCAUUAUCUUGUAAAAAGAAAAAAGUUGAUCACAGUAGUGAACAGCUUCCCAGAACGGCUAGCGGCAAGAGAAAGCGAUCGAAGCGAAAAGCAGCUUUGAUGAACGUCACCUCCAUUUGCCCGCGUUCGCAAUUGGUAGGAUCAGUGUUGGCUCCAUGCUCUUCAAUACUGCUUCUCCCAGCUACGGAGGACUAUCCUACUCAAGUCGUAGCUGGAGGAACUAAUGGAGAGGUUUACUUCAUGUGCGAUGGUGGCACCGAUGUAGUGAGAAUGCAUCCGAGAACUAAUUCUCCAGUCACAGCCUUAGCUAGUGGCAACUUGAGAGGGAAAACGAGGCCUGAGCUGAUCGCUAUAUCGGCGGAUGGUUUUUUACAAUGUGUCAUUCCCCCCUACACACUUAGCACCAAUAAUUACUCACAAACUAUCCAGUCAAAUAUAGCAGCCGCAUAUGUGAUGGAUGUAGACGGUGAUGGACAAGAAGAACUUGUAGUAGUGAUGACUGAUCGAGUAGUGCGAUCAUUUCGAUGGAACUCCGAAGACUCUCGCUUGCAUCCCAUCAACAAAUGGGAAGUACCUAGCCAAGUUUCGGCUUUUUCUAUAGGCGAAUCCGUGAGUUCAUUACGGGGUGCGGAAGCAUGGUUAUCACAAGUAGCCUCUCGAUUUUAUGUUUGUGUACCGUUCUCCGGAGAACAGCCAACGGUUGUAUAUCCACAGAAUAAGGAGUUUGGCUCAGACGUUAUGCUGAUUCCUUUCCGUUCACAUUUCAUUCAUAUAAUGGGAACAAUAAUAUCCAACAUAGUCAUCGUAGCGAAUCAGAAGGAGCUCGUACUUGCAAAUCCUGGAUGGGGAGUAACAGCAGCAGCUGCCGUUCGGGACAAAGCUUUCAACUGUAUCGUGACUCUUGAUGUAACCGGAAUGGUGCUUGUCUAUGGCUACAAUCAAGACAGCAUUUCGAAAGCCGAAUUAACCCCUCUUCUAUGCUUCAAAACAUUUUCGCAUGCCACUUACCUGACGCUCACAUCAUCCAACGAAAAGUUAUUGAUAGCUGUUAUGGGUGUUGUGGGAAACGUAGUGCUGUAUGAAAUACUCAUGAGGACGAUAGUAGCCGAGCUCGGUGAAUCCUGA
Molecule: messenger RNA, 1704 nt
Organism: Cylicocyclus nassatus
Lineage: Eukaryota; Metazoa; Nematoda; Chromadorea; Rhabditida; Strongylidae
Source: the annotation of a GenBank genome assembly